Molecule: messenger RNA, 8583 nt
Organism: Rangifer tarandus platyrhynchus (Svalbard reindeer)
Lineage: Eukaryota; Metazoa; Chordata; Mammalia; Artiodactyla; Cervidae
Source: the annotation of a GenBank genome assembly
AUGUACACCCCCGUCUGCUCGAGUGCGGUCGCCGCUUUGCCUACUUCGGUACCGCCCUGUGCUGUCGGGUCCCGGAGCUCCGGCGGCGGCAGGGGCUGUGUCCGGCAGGAGAGGAAGCGCCCGGGCUGCGUCCGUGCUUCUGUCCGCGGGGCGAGCGUCUGGCAGGAAGUACUUAAACAACUACAAGGAAGUAUUGAAGAUGAAGCUAUGGCUUCUUCUGGACAGAUUGAUUUAUUAGAGCGUCUUAAAGAACUUAACUUAGAUAGCAGUAAUUUCUCUGGAGUGAAACUACGGUCCAAAAUGUCCCUCCGUUCUUACGGAAGCCGAGAAGGAUCUGUAUCUAGUCGCUCAGGAGAGUGCAGUCCUGUUCCUAUGGGUUCAUUUCCACGAAGAGGGUUUGUAAAUGGAAGCAGAGAAAAUACCGGUUAUUUAGAAGAACUUGAAAAAGAGAGAUCAUUGCUUCUUGCUGACCUUGACAAAGAAGAAAAGGAAAAAGACUGGUAUUAUGCUCAACUUCAGAAUCUCACUAAAAGAAUAGAUAGCCUUCCUUUAACUGAAAAUUUUUCCUUACAAACAGAUAUGACCAGAAGGCAGUUGGAAUACGAGGCAAGGCAAAUCAGAGUUGCAAUGGAAGAACAACUAGGUACUUGCCAGGAUAUGGAAAAACGAGCACAGCGAAGAAUAACCAGAAUUCAACAAAUAGAAAAGGACAUACUUCGUAUACGACAGCUUUUACAGUCCCAAGCAACCGAAGCAGAGAGGUCAUCUCAGAGCAAGCAUGAAGCUGGCUCACAUGAAGCUGAACGGCAGAAUGAAGGUCAAGGAGUGGCAGAAAUCAACAUGGCAACUGUGGGUAGCGGUCAGGGGUCAAGUACACGAAUAGAUCAUGAAACAGCCAGUGUUUUGAGCUCUAGUAGCACACAUUCUGCUCCUCGAAGGCUGACCAGUCAUCUGGGAACCAAGGUGGAAAUGGUGUAUUCAUUGUUGUCAAUGCUUGGUACUCAUGAUAAGGAUGAUAUGUCGCGAACUCUGCUAGCUAUGUCUAGCUCCCAAGACAGCUGCAUAUCCAUGCGACAGUCUGGAUGUCUUCCUCUCCUCAUCCAGCUUUUACACGGCAGUGACAAAGACUCGGUGUUGUUGGGAAAUUCCCGGGGCAGUAAAGAGGCUCGGGCCAGGGCCAGUGCAGCACUCCACAACAUCAUUCACUCACAGCCUGAUGACAAGAGAGGCAGGCGUGAAAUCCGAGUCCUUCAUCUUUUGGAACAGAUACGAGCUUACUGUGAAACCUGUUGGGAGUGGCAGGAAGCCCAUGAACAAGGCAUGGACCAGGACAAAAAUCCAAUGCCAGCUCCUGUUGAACAUCAGAUCUGUCCUGCUGUGUGUGUUCUAAUGAAACUUUCAUUUGAUGAAGAGCAUAGACAUGCAAUGAAUGAACUUGGGGGACUACAGGCCAUUGCAGAAUUAUUGCAAGUGGACUGUGAAAUGUAUGGGCUUACUAAUGACCACUACAGUAUUACUUUAAGACGAUAUGCAGGAAUGGCUUUGACAAACUUGACUUUCGGAGAUGUAGCCAACAAGGCUACCCUCUGCUCUAUGAAAGGCUGCAUGAGAGCACUCGUGGCUCAACUAAAAUCUGAAAGUGAGGACUUACAGCAGGUUAUUGCAAGUGUUUUGAGGAAUCUGUCUUGGAGAGCAGAUGUAAAUAGUAAAAAGACUUUGCGUGAAGUUGGAAGUGUGAAAGCACUGAUGGAAUGUGCUUUGGAAGUGAAAAAGGAAUCAACCCUCAAAAGUGUACUGAGUGCCUUAUGGAAUCUGUCAGCACACUGCACUGAGAAUAAAGCUGACAUAUGUGCUGUAGGUGGUGCGCUGGCAUUUUUGGUUGGCACUCUCACUUAUCGCAGCCAAACAAAUACUUUAGCCAUUAUUGAAAGUGGAGGUGGGAUAUUACGGAAUGUAUCCAGCUUGAUAGCUACAAAUGAGGACCACAGGCAAAUCCUAAGAGAGAAUAAUUGCUUACAGACCUUAUUACAACACUUGAAAUCUCACAGUUUGACAAUAGUUAGUAAUGCAUGCGGAACCUUGUGGAAUCUCUCAGCAAGAAACCCUAAAGACCAGGAAGCAUUGUGGGACAUGGGAGCAGUCAGCAUGCUCAAGAACCUCAUUCAUUCAAAGCACAAGAUGAUUGCUAUGGGAAGUGCUGCAGCUCUAAGGAAUCUCAUGGCAAAUAGACCUGCAAAGUAUAAAGAUGCCAAUAUCAUGUCUCCUGGUUCAAGUCUGCCUUCUCUUCAUGUCAGGAAACAAAAGGCCCUGGAAGCAGAAUUAGAUGCUCAGCAUUUAUCAGAAACUUUUGACAAUAUUGACAAUUUAAGUCCCAAGGCAUCUCAUCGUAGCAAGCAGAGACACAAGCAAAAUCUCUAUGGUGACUAUGUUUUUGACAGCAAUCGACAUGAUGAUAACAGGUCAGACAAUUUUAAUACUGGAAACAUGACUGUCCUGUCACCGUAUUUAAAUACUACAGUAUUGCCCAGCUCUUCUUCAUCAAGGGGAAGUUUAGAUAGCUCUCGUUCUGAGAAAGAUAGAAGUUUGGAGAGAGAACGAGGUAUUAGCCUAGGCAACUACCACCCAGCAACAGAAAAUCCAGGAACCUCUUCAAAGCGAGGUUUGCAGAUUUCUACCACUGCAGCCCAGAUUGCCAAAGUCAUGGAAGAAGUAUCAGCCAUUCAUACCUCCCAGGAAGACAGAAGUUCUGGAUCUACCACAGAACUACACUGUGGGACAGAUGAGAGGAAUGCACUAAGAAGAAGCUCUACCGCCCACACACAUGCCAACACUUACAACUUUACCAAGUCAGAAAACUCAAACAGAACAUGUCCAAUACCAUAUGCCAAAGUAGAAUAUAAGAGGUCUUCAAAUGAUAGUUUAAAUAGUGUCAGCAGUAGUGAUGGUUAUGGUAAAAGGGGUCAGAUGAAACCUUCAGUUGAAUCCUAUUCUGAAGAUGAUGAAAGUAAAUUCUGCAGCUAUGGUCAGUAUCCAGCUGACCUAGCCCAUAAAAUACAUAGUGCAAAUCAUAUGGAUGAUAAUGAUGGAGAACUAGAUACACCAAUAAAUUAUAGUCUUAAAUAUUCCGAUGAACAGUUGAACUCUGGGAGGCAGAGCCCUUCACAGAAUGAAAGAUGGGCAAGACCCAAACAUAUACUAGAAGAUGAAAUAAAACCGAAUGAGCAGAGACAAUCAAGGAGUCAAAGCACAGCUUACCCUGUAUAUCCUGAGAGCACUGAUGAUAAACAUCUCAAGUUCCAACCACACUUUGGGCAGCAAGAAUGUGUUUCUCCAUACAGGUCAAGAGCAGCCAAUGGAUCUGAAACAAAUCGAGUAGGCUCUAAUCAUGGAAUUAGUCAAAAUGUGAACCAGUCUUUGUGUCAAGAAGAUGACUAUGAAGAUGAUAAACCAACCAACUACAGUGAACGUUACUCUGAAGAAGGGCAGCAUGAGGAAGAAGAGAGACCAACCAAUUAUAGCAUAAAAUACAGUGAAGAAAAACAUCACGUGGAUCAGCCCAUUGAUUAUAGUUUAAAAUACACCACAGACAUUCCUUCUUCACAGAAACCGGCAUUUUCAUUCUCAAAGAAUUCAUCUGGACAGAGCACAAAAACUGAACACAUCUCUUCAAGCAGUGAGAAUACUUCCACACCUUCAUCUAAUGCCAAAAGGCAGAAUCAGCUACAUCCAAGCUCAGCACAAAGCAGAAGUAGUCAGACCCCAAAAGCCACCUCUUCCUCUUGCAAAGUUCCCUCUAUCAACCAAGAAACAAUACAGACUUACUGUGUAGAAGAUACCCCAAUAUGUUUUUCGAGAUGCAGUUCAUUAUCAUCUUUGUCAUCUGCUGAAGAUGAAAUAGGGUGUGACCAGACCACACAGGAAGCAGAUCCUGCUAACUCUCUGCAGAUAGCCGAAAUCAAGGACAACAGCGGACCUAGGCCAAACGAAGAUUCUGUGAGUAAAGUUCCAGCAGUGUCACAGCACGUUAGAACCAAAUCCAGCAGACUCCAGGCUUCUGGUCUGUCUUCAGAGUCAGCCAGGCACAAAGCUGUUGAAUUUUCUUCAGGGGCAAAAUCUCCUUCCAAGAGUGGUGCUCAGACACCCAAAAGUCCACCAGAGCACUACGUUCAGGAGACCCCACUCAUGUUUAGCAGAUGUACUUCAGUCAGUUCACUCGAUAGUUUUGAGAGUCGCUCAAUUGCCAGCUCUGUUCAGAGUGAACCCUGCAGUGGAAUGGUGAGUGGCAUUAUAAGCCCCAGUGACCUCCCAGAUAGCCCUGGACAAACCAUGCCACCAAGCAGAAGUAAAACCCCUCCUCCUCCUCCUCCUCCUCCUCAGACAGUUCAAACGAAGCAAGAAGUACCUAAAACUAAAGCACCUAGUGCUGAAAAGAGAGAAAGUGGACCUAAGCAAGCUGCCGUAAACGCUGCAGUCCAGAGGGUCCAGGUUCUUCCAGAUGCUGAUACUUUGUUACAUUUUGCCACAGAGAGUACUCCUGAUGGAUUUUCUUGUUCAUCUAGCCUGAGUGCUCUGAGCCUUGAUGAGCCAUUUAUUCAGAAAGAUGUGGAACUAAGGAUAAUGCCUCCAGUUCAGGAAAAUGACAACGGGAAUGAAACAGAAAGUGAGCAGCCUGAAGAAUCAAAUGAAAACCAGGAAAAAGAGGCAGAAAAACCCACUGACUCUGAAAAAGAUCUUUUAGAUGAGUCAGAUGAUGAUGAUAUUGAAAUACUAGAAGAGUGUAUAAUUUCUGCCAUGCCAACAAAAUCUUCACGCAAAGCCAAAAAACCAACCCAGACUACUUCGAAAUUACCUCCACCUGUGGCAAGGAAACCAAGUCAGCUGCCUGUAUACAAACUUCUGCCAUCACAAAACAGGUUACAGGCACAAAAGCAUGUUAGUUUUACACCAGGAGAUGAUAUGCCACGGGUAUAUUGUGUAGAAGGGACACCUAUAAACUUUUCCACAGCUACAUCUCUGAGUGAUCUAACGAUAGAAUCCCCUCCAAAUGAGUUAGCUGCUGGAGAAGGGGUUAGAGCAGGGGCACAAUCAAGUGAAUUUGAAAAACGAGAUACCAUUCCUACUGAAGGCAGAAGUACAGAUGAGGCUCAAAGAGGGAAAGCCUCAUCUGUCACUGUACCUGAACUAGAUGACAAUAAAACAGAAGAAGGUGAUAUUCUUGCAGAAUGCAUCAAUUCUGCUAUGCCCAAAGGAAAAAGUCACAAGCCUUUCCGUGUGAAAAAGAUUAUGGACCAGGUCCAACAAGCAUCUAUGUCUUCAUCUGGAACUAACAAAAAUCAAUUAGAUGGUAAGACAAAGAAACCUACUUCACCAGUAAAACCUAUACCACAAAAUACUGAAUACAGGACACGUGUAAGAAAAAAUACAGACUCAAAAAAUAAUUUAAAUGCCGAAAGAAAUUUCUCGGAAAACAAAGAUUCAAAGAAACAGCACUUGAAAAAUAAUUCCAAGGACUUCAAUGAUAAACUGCCAAAUAAUGAAGACAGAGUCAGAGGAAGUUUUACUUUUGAUUCACCUCAUCAUUACACACCCAUUGAAGGCACCCCAUACUGUUUUUCACGAAAUGACUCUUUGAGUUCUCUAGAUUUUGAUGAUGAUGAUGUUGACCUUUCCAGGGAAAAGGCUGAAUUAAGAAAGGGGAAGGAAAAUAAAGAAUCAGAAGCUAAAGUGACCAACCACACUGAACUAAUCUCAAACCAACAAUCAGCUAAUAAGACACCAGCUGUUACAAAGCAGCCAAUAAAUAGAGGUCAGUCUAAAUCCGUGCUGCAGAAGCAGUCCACUUUUCCCCAGUCCUCCAAAGAUAUACCAGACAGAGGGGCAGCAACAGAUGAGAAAUUACAGAAUUUUGCUAUUGAAAAUACUCCAGUUUGCUUUUCUCGAAAUUCCUCUCUAAGCUCUCUUAGUGACAUUGAUCAAGAAAACAACAACAACAAGGAAAAUGAACCUAUCAAAAAGACAGAGCCCCCUGGCUCACAGGGAGAAGCAAGUAAACCACAGGCAUCAGGUUAUGCUCCUAAGUCAUUUCACGUUGAAGAUACCCCUGUCUGUUUCUCAAGAAACAGUUCUCUCAGUUCUCUUAGUAUUGAUUCUGAAGAUGACCUGCUGCAGGAAUGCAUAAGUUCUGCAAUGCCAAAAAAGAAAAAGCCUUCAAGGCUCAAGGCUGAUAAUGAAAAGCAUAGUCCCAGAAAUAUGGGUGGCAUAUUAGCAGAAGAUUUGACACUCGAUUUGAAAGAUAUACAGAGACCAGAUUCAGAACAUGGUUUAUCCCCAGAUUCAGAAAAUUUUGAUUGGAAAGCUAUUCAGGAAGGUGCAAAUUCCAUAGUAAGUAGUUUACAUCAAGCUGCUGCUGCCGCAUGUUUAUCUCGACAAGCUUCGUCUGAUUCAGAUUCCAUCCUUUCACUGAAAUCGGGCAUCUCUCUGGGAUCACCGUUUCAUCUUACACCUGAUCAAGAAGAAAAACCCUUUACGAGUAAUAAAGGCCCACGAAUUCUAAAACCUGGGGAGAAAAGUACAUUGGAAACUAAAAAAAUAGAAUCUGAAAAUAAAGGAAUAAAAGGAGGCAAAAAGGUUUAUAAAAGUUUGAUUACUGGGAAAGUUCGGUCUAAUUCAGAAAUUUCGAGCCAAAUGAAACAACCCCUUCAAACAAACAUGCCUGCAAUCUCUCGAGGUAGAACAAUGAUUCAUAUUCCAGGAGUUCGGAAUAGCUCUUCAAGUACAAGCCCAGUUUCUAAAAAAGGCCCACCCCUCAAGACUCCAGCCUCCAAAAGCCCUAGCGAAGGUCAGGCGGCUACCACCUCUCCCAGAGGAACCAAGCCAUCAGUGAAGUCAGAAUUAAGCCCUGUUACAAGGCAGGCAUCCCAGACAGCAGGAUCAAACAAAGGACCUUCUAGAUCAGGAUCUAGAGAUUCCACUCCUUCAAGACCUGCCCAGCAACCAUUAAGUAGACCAAUGCAGUCUCCAGGGCGAAACUCAAUCUCUCCUGGUAGAAAUGGAAUAAGUCCCCCUAACAAAUUAUCUCAACUACCAAGGACGUCAUCCCCUAGUACUGCUUCAACUAAGUCCUCAGGUUCUGGGAAAAUGUCUUACACAUCUCCUGGCAGACAGAUGAGCCAGCAGAACCUCACCAAACAAACGGGCUUAUCCAAGAAUGGCAGUGGUAUCCCAAGAAGUGAAUCUGCCUCCAAAGGGCUAAAUCAAAUGAGUAAUAGUAAUGGAUCCAAUAAAAAAGUGGAACUUUCUAGAAUGUCUUCAACAAAGUCAAGUGGAAGUGAAUCUGAUAGGUCAGAGAGACCUGUAUUAGUACGCCAAUCAACUUUCAUCAAAGAAGCUCCAAGCCCAACCCUAAGGAGAAAACUGGAGGAAUCUGCUUCAUUUGAAUCUCUUUCUCCGUCUUCUAGACCCGAUUCUCCAACACGGUCCCAGGCACAUACUCCAGUUUUAAGUCCUUCCCUUCCUGAUAUGUCUCUAUCUGCACAUUCGUCUGUUCAGUCCGGUGGAUGGCGAAAACUCCCACCUAACCUCAGUCCCACCAUAGAGUAUAGUGAUGGAAGACCAGGAAAGCGCCAUGAUAUAGCACGCUCUCAUUCCGAGAGUCCCUCCAGACUCCCCAUCAACAGGUCAGGGACCUGGAAACGUGAGCACAGCAAACACUCAUCAUCACUGCCUCGAGUAAGCACUUGGAGAAGAACUGGGAGUUCAUCCUCAAUUCUUUCUGCUUCAUCAGAAUCUAGUGAAAAGGCAAAAAGUGAGGACGAAAAACAUGUGAGCUCUAUUUCAGGAAGCAAACAAACUAAAGAAAACCAGGUACCCACAAAAGGAACAUGGAGAAAAAUAAAAGAAAGUGAAAUUUCUCCCACAAGUAGUACUUCUCAGACCACUUCUUCAGGUGCUACAAAUGGUGCUGAAUCAAAGACUCUGAUUUAUCAAAUGGCACCUGCUGUUUCUAAAACAGAGGAUGUUUGGGUAAGAAUUGAGGAUUGCCCUAUUAACAACCCUAGAUCUGGAAGAUCUCCAACAGGAAAUACUCCCCCUGUGAUUGACACUGUUUCAGAAAAGGGAAACCCGAACCCUAAAGAUUCAAAAGAUAAUCAGGGAAAACAAAAUGUGAGCAAUGGUAGUGCCCCCACACGCACCAUGGGUCUGGAAAACCGCCUGAAUUCCUUUAUUCAGGUAGAUCCCCCAGACCAAAAAGGAACUGAGGCAAAGCCAGGACAAAGUAAUAACCCUGUCCCUGCAUCCGAGACUAAUGAAAGUUCUAUAGCUGAGCGUACCCCAUUUAGUUCUAGCAGCUCAAGCAAGCACAGUUCACCAAGUGGGACUGUCGCCGCCAGGGUGAGUCCUUUUAAUUACAACCCAAGCCCGAGGAAAAGCAGCGCAGAUGGCACUUCAGCCCGACCGUCUCAGAUCCCAACGCCAGUGAGUAACACCACAAAGAAACGUGACUCAAAGCCCGACAGCACAGAGCCCAGCGGGACUCAAAGUCCUAAACGCCACUCCGGGUCUUACCUUGUGACGUCUGUGUGA